UUCACAAAUCUUGUGGUUUCGAAAUGCGAUCGUGGACCUCCAACCACCCAGAGGCGUUGUCUCUCGUCCCCAAAGAACUGCGAAGCGACGCCACAUCUGACGUUUACCUGCCUCCCAGUAGUGAUGUCGGCGUCUUGGGUGUUAAAUGGAACCCACGCCUAGACUGUUUAGGUUUUCGUGCCGUACCCCAGAUACCGACCGGCACCUUGACAAAACGUAUCCUGUUAUCAAAUGUCAUGAAAGUCUAUGACCCUUUAGGUCUAUUGAUGCCAGUCGUGAUCUGGGGUCGUAUUAUAAUUCAAAGAUUAUGGCGGGCAGGCAUUGGCUGGGACACAGACUUACCUGAGAUGUACGUAAGCGAAUCCAAAGACUGGUUUGCACAGCUACGGAUCGCAGCCGAUAUAAAAAUCCCGCGCUGGUACAUGGUCAGGUCAGACUUGUCAGACGUUCAGCUGCACUUAAUCGCUGACGGUGGCGAACAAGCCUACGCCUGCGUUGCCUAUUGGCGUUUUACUUACAGCGAUGACUCCGUGUCGACAGCCCUCGUCGGCAGCAAGGCCCGAGUCAGUCCCCUGAAACCGAUUUCGAUCCCAAGAUCGGAAUUACAAGCUGCACUCAUCGCGUCGCGUUUCGCACAGACUAUUUUGCAAGCUCAUCGUUUUGAACCCUCCGCAACCACUUUCUGGACCGACUCAACUACUGUCCUAAAGUGGAUCCGGAGUGACGCGCGCGCUUUUAAACCGUUCGUCGCACACCGGUUGGGAGAGAUAUUGGAAACCACUAAUCCAUCCGAUUGGAGGUGGAUCCCUACCUCUCUCAACGUCGCCGACGAUGCGACAAAACCAAAAAGAACUGAUUUUACAGCAUCUCAUCGGUGGUUCACUGGUCCACAGUUUCUUGUUGAACCGACGUCCGCUUGGCCGACCGAGCGACACAUCAACGAGGAAGAGACCUCACCAGACCCCGAGCUAAAAUCAAAUCUGUUGAUUCUGCUCCUUGAUAUCCCACUUCCAUAUUCGGUACCUGAUCCGACGCGUUUUAACUCAUGGCUGCGUUUACUUCGCGCCACCGCCCGCGUUCUCCAGGGCGCACGACUUUUCCGGCUUAAACUCUCUCGACCAAUACACCCAAAUUCUAAAUUGUAUAUUGACCACACCACAUCUCCCCACCAGGUUCACGCAGCGGACAUCAUAGAAGCGGAGAAGAUGUUGGUUCGGCAAGCCCAGAGAGAGAGUUUCCCAGAGGAAUUGACAAACCUGCGAUCCUCGAAGCCAGUGCCCAAGGACAGUCGGAUUAAGAAACUCGCCCCUAUACUUGAUGAAGAAGGCCUCAUGCGUCAAGACACACGCAUUAUUUCCGCACCAGGAGUGAAUAACGAGACAAAAUCCCCCAUGAUUCUUGACGGCCGCCAUUACAUCUCAAGACUCAUCAUCUUUCACGAACAUGUAAAAGCCUCACAUCAGUUUAAUGAGCUCGUUCUAAAUGAACUUCGACAAAGGUUUUCGAUCCCAAGAGCCAGAGGAACCAUUCGCAGCGUAGCAAGCUCCUGUCUAAAAUGCAAGAGAUGGAACACGAAACCUAUGCAACCUCAGAUUGAUGCACCAGAAGCGAUUACACCAUUUCAUUUCAUUCUGGGCUCCUCUUCGGUCGUACCAUGGACCACGUCGCUGACAGACGCAGACCUUUCCCGACGCUGUGACUGGCGGAGAACCCUGCGCCUAGCAGACCAUUUUUGGGCACGAUGGCUACGCGAGUACCUACCAACACUUCGGCAGAGAGGGCCCAACAACAACAACCUUUUAAACCUUGGCGAGGGUGAUGUGGUGUUGAUCGCCGACCCUACGCUUCCUCGUGGUUUGUGGCCGCUAGGAAGAGUAGCAAAAGUUUACCUAGGACCUGACGGAGCGGUCCGCGUGGCAGACGUCCACACAAAAGGAGGCGUGCUGCGCAGACCGGCCCGGAAGCUGAUUUUGAUGGAGGCCGCGACCCAGCCAGUGACCACCAGUGGUUAGUGUUCCACUGGGGGUCCGGUAUGUUGGCGACUGGCUGGUGCGCGACCUCCUUCAUAGUUUAAAAUUAUGUCACUUUCAAAAACUGUCCUCAUGUUAUGAAAUAGAAUCUAUCGGCAGUCAGUCUGCCUUCUGUCACGAAACUAAGCUUGUGUUUGUUUACCAAUAAUUAAAAUUAGUG
Molecule: messenger RNA, 2190 nt
Organism: Leguminivora glycinivorella
Lineage: Eukaryota; Metazoa; Arthropoda; Insecta; Lepidoptera; Tortricidae
Exons: 2
Coding region: 24-2012 (662 amino acids)
Biological process (GO): DNA integration
Molecular function (GO): nucleic acid binding
Source: RefSeq, a predicted model, not a curated record